Melampsora larici-populina 98AG31 is the source of this 1406-nucleotide messenger RNA. RefSeq lists its product as uncharacterized. The record is from RefSeq and is a predicted model, not a curated record. Lineage: Eukaryota; Fungi; Basidiomycota; Pucciniomycetes; Pucciniales; Melampsoraceae. The transcript is spliced from 6 exons. The coding region runs from base 162 to 1130 and encodes 322 amino acids.
GCUUCAAUCGAUUACAUAAGUACAUAAUUUGACUCUGCUCCCUUGCCGAGAUCAGCCCAGACCCCAACCUGCUACAUCCAGGCUAUCUUGAAAAGAAAAUUCGCUGUUACAUACCUUGUCGCAUCCUUCAAGUUCAACUCGAAUCAAAGCCGGCAGACGAGAUGAAAGACAUCACAGAUUCACCUUCAAGCUCAUCCCCAAUCACUCGCGUUUCAAGACCUGAGAUCUCACUAAAAACUCGCCUUUGUCCUCGUCCAAGUACGAUCGCUAUCGCUGUUCUAUCUUAUUGGUUUAAUCAACGAAACAAAUCUCUCCAAAAGUCGAAAUUGGUUAUCAGACUUUGUAAAUGGAUAGCUAUCUUGAUUGCAAUACUAAACUGGAGAGCUGUACCAUUUUAUUGGCAUGUUGCUACACUCUUUCCGAUUCUUAAAGUUAAAUGUAGAAGAUGGAGAUUAGGUUCAGAUAAUGAAGCAUUUGUUAGAAGUCAAGGUGUGAUUGGUAUGAAUCCUUUUGAGGUGAGAACGGUUACAAAACAUUGCGCGACUUGGAAUGCAUGUGAUUUUAUGAUGCAUAUGUCAAAUUCAUCAUAUGCAGCUGCUUUGGAUGAAGCUAGAUGUGAUUGGCAUGUGAACAAACUCGGAAUCUUGAUGAGAAAUGAUAUGGAAUAUAUCAAAGUGAUCGUUGCUUCGACUCACCUUGCUUUUCUCGUGGAGAUUCCAAUGCUUGCCGAUUACGAAGUCGAAGUGAGACCCGUCAGUUGGGACAACAAAUGGGUUUAUCUGCUUUCCAAAUUCACCACUGCCCCGCCAAAAGGGUCAACUACUAGAACUCUCAACUGCAUCUCAAUUACCCGCACGGUACACAAAAUCGGUCGACGAACAGUUCCUCCAGCAAAAGUAUAUGCAGCUGGAGGCUUUGGUCCAGAUGAAUCGAAUUGGCAUCGGAUUUGUAAAUUACGUCAAGAACGAAAACCGAUGAGACAAAAACUAAGUGCAUCACAAGAAUGGUUAUUGAAUGGUGAGCCAUUUGAUGGAAUGGAUCGAUUUGAAGAACAACGUCAAAGGAAUUUAGAAAUCAUUAGAUUCGCUUUAGAUGGUAAUUUAGGUGUAGAAGCUUUGAAAGAUUUAUAAAAAAAAAGAUUUCAUAGGAUCGGUUUGUUUUUCCUGAUGAUUCAUACAUACAAUAUACAUACCUGCAAACGUUCGUUAUCUUUUUGUCUUUUCUGCUUAGUAACAAUGUGAAAGAUCUUUUUGGUUGAUCAAGGAGUUGGACUUCUUGAAAUUGAUUGAGAUCAGUAACUUGUUGUACAUACAUCACUGUGAAUCAUGUAAAGAUGGUUUUGAUCUGCCAUGCUCUUUCAGUACUACAUUGUGAGAAUGUCAAUUCAUAUCUUUUUCAUUUGGCUU